Messenger RNA from Caenorhabditis angaria, 923 nucleotides. The record is from the annotation of a GenBank genome assembly. Lineage: Eukaryota; Metazoa; Nematoda; Chromadorea; Rhabditida; Rhabditidae.
AUGGCAAGAAAACGUCGAUCCUCCACACCAAUGUAUAAAUUCCUGCUAAUCUCCUCAAUCUGCCUCAUAGUCGUCGGAAUUCUCCUAACCGCGUUCAGUGUAUUCAGCCCAAUGUGGGAAAUUGUUGAAAUGCCACGUCGUGAUAUUUCACAUCAUCACGGACUUUGGUGGGAUUGUAUUGUUCAUCAUACCAAGUUGAUACCUCUUGAUGGACGCAAUCCACAAAUUGAUCAAUGUAAUAGUAAAAUGGAGCCGGCUGUUCAAGCGGACCUCAAAUCGGCCUUGGAGUUUGGAGAUUUGGGCGCCAAGGAAUUGCUUCUACAUCGAUUUUUGCGUGAGUUUUCUGAUUUUUUUGCAAAAAUUCUUCCAAAAUCAAUUUUUUUCAGCCCACCAUAAAGGAGUAAUAUUCUUUGCCGUAUUCACAUUGGUUUUCGGCCUCAUCUCAAUAGUAAUUGGUGUUUGUUCACCAUGUUUCCCACCAAAUUCUCUAUUAUACGUGGUUGGCGUAUUUAUGACAAGUGCCUGUUCUCUUCUCGCUGAUAUUACUUUUAUCUGCGCUUUCAAUCAAAAACAAAUCAUUGUUUCGGAAACAAAACUCGAUCAAAUUGUUUUUGUAAGUUUAUUUAAUUUUAUUUUUUUUCGGAAUUUAUUCUAGAAUUUUUCAGAAACGCCUCGGAGCUGCAACUUAUAUUCACAUGUUUUCGAGUCUCUGCUUCACAGCCUCCUUCAUAUUCUCCAUAUUUUGCGCAUAUUUUUUGAUAACUUCUCAAAAAUCCCACGAUUCUUGUUGUACAAGUCGGAAAGAGUAUCGAGAAAAUGCGCGAUUUCGAAAUAGUGGAUUGAUUUUGAAAACCGGGGGCGGUGGAAAUAAUACACUAACUUCUCGACCAUUUGUUGUCAUUGAUGAUGAUAGCAGCAUGUAG